Xylaria bambusicola is the source of this 1120-nucleotide messenger RNA. Its product is annotated as histone-fold-containing protein. The transcript is spliced from 5 exons. Gene Ontology annotation, cellular component: nucleus; CHRAC. The record is from RefSeq and is a predicted model, not a curated record. Gene Ontology annotation, molecular function: protein heterodimerization activity. Lineage: Eukaryota; Fungi; Ascomycota; Sordariomycetes; Xylariales; Xylariaceae. Bases 276 to 890 code for a protein of 204 amino acids.
CCUGCAGCGAGCAAUGGGCCCAAGUACACAGGUACCUCCCGACUUUUAAUAGAAUCGCGUCUAGAGAGAGCAUUCACGCGUAUAGAGAGCUACUUAUAUCAUACCUCCACUGAUACAAGAACCUCAUCCACUUACAUUGGUAAACUUGUCUCUCAUUUGUGUGUUUUGGACCGACCGCUAACAAGCACAAAUUCAUCGAGCUCUCAUUCUCAGGGCUUUCACACAGUUAGCUAGCGUCUGCAGUCAAGGAAUUGCGCUUGGAGAUCUUACACACCAUGCCCUACAACACUACGGCAAUUCCUCCAAGAAAGGAGGUCACUGGCCAAGCCCAGCUUCCAUUAUCCAGAGUGAAGAAGAUCAUUGCUCAAGAUCAGGACAUCAACAUUUGCUCCAACAAUGCCGCAUUUGUGAUCACAUUAGCCACUGAAAUGUUCAUUCAAUACCUCGCGAGUGAGGGGCUAAACAUGGCCAAACUAGAGCGCAAGCCCAGACGAAAUAUCCAAUACAAAGAUCUAGCAAACGCAGUAUCUCACCAAGAUAAUCUGCAAUUCCUCGAGGACAUCAUACCCAAGACAGUGCCCUACAAGCAGAUCAAAGCGCACGCGGCCGCGACGCGCGCGAAUCUCAGCGGGGGGAAAAAGCCAGAGGAGUCGGGCGCAGGCCACGAGGACUCGCGGCCCACGGCGUCGCGUCAGACGAACGGUAAGAAGCAGAAGGGGCGGGCGAGCAACGCUGGAGCAGGGAACAGCAGCAUUGCGAGCUUUAUGGGGGCCAGCGGGGCUCGUAUCGUCAGCGAGGACGAUGCCUCGCUGGAUCCGAACGAGCAGUUGCAGGAUGAGAUCAGACGGGCGGCGAAUAGGGAUGAUGACGAUGUCCAUAUGGCUGACUAAGAGACAGCUGGAUGGGAGGAAUGCUGGGAGGAAUGCUGGGAGGAAGACUGGUGGUAUUGAAAAGCUCCCCGCUAAGAGCGAGGCCAGGACAGGGUGAAAGUGCCAGAGCAUGAACGUGGAAUGAGACACCGUUGUUAGAGUGUGGUAGUCGUGGCUACCUGAUUGAAAUACUUCGAGCGUUUAUAGCAACAAAUCACAUAUUUCACAAGAAAAUUGCAAUUCAAUCACAG